Messenger RNA from Eucalyptus grandis, 2515 nucleotides. RefSeq lists its product as uncharacterized. Lineage: Eukaryota; Viridiplantae; Streptophyta; Magnoliopsida; Myrtales; Myrtaceae. The transcript is spliced from 10 exons. Bases 413 to 1783 code for a protein of 456 amino acids. Gene Ontology annotation, molecular function: calcium ion binding; 3'-5'-RNA exonuclease activity. The record is from RefSeq and is a predicted model, not a curated record.
CCUUUCGCCCCACCAUCGCCUUCCCUCCCCGGCCCCUCGAUCGAAUCGAAAAAGUUAAAACCCGCCGGUCACCGGCUAUGACCCGUUCCCCGUUGCCGCCACCCCGAACCGUCGUCGACGUCGCCACCACCACCUCCUCCUCGCCUCUAUAAAAAGGGAUAGCACGACACCGAACCUUCUGCUCCUUCGUAACCACCACCGACCGACCGACCGACCGACUGACCCACCGCCAACUCGCCUUCGUAAAGCGCCUCCUCGGCCCUGUCGGAUUCCCGCAUUGCUCCGGCGCGAAUCGUUCGGGCGCCGCCUGUUUUUGUCGUUUUCGCGAUUUUUCUCUCUUUUGGUUUCCGUGGUUGGUGUGCGUGUUGUGUACUUAUACCGAGGACUCGGUUUUUGGUCGAAUCGGUUUGACAUGAGGAAGGAGAGGAGGAGGAGCAGCAAGAUGGAGGGGCGGGUGUCCCGGAUCGGGAGCUACGCGAUCGCCUCGUCGGUCGGCGAUCGCCAGCACCCUUGCAUUACCUGCACGACCUUCAACAUUCUCGCCCCUAUCUACAAGCGCUCGAACCGUCAGGAUCCGAGUUGUCGUGAAAGUGAUUGCAGAGCUAAUUGGCUCGCCAGGAAUCAUCGGAUAUUGGAUUGGUUGUUGAAUGAAAGGUCAUCGAUUAUCUGCCUUCAGGAGUUCUGGGUUGGCAAUGAAGAGCUCGUCAACAUGUACGAGAAGAGGCUGGGCGAUGCUGGUUACACCAGUUACAAGCUUGCCCGGACCAACAACCGUGGAGAUGGAUUGCUGAUUGCUGUUCGCAAAGACUAUUUUAGAGUUAUAAAAUAUAAGGAGCUACUUUUCUAUGAUUGUGGAGAUCGGGUUGCUCAGUUAUUACAUGUUGAACUAGUUGCGCCCUUCCCAGAGUGCCGCAGCAAUGAUGUUCGGCAAGAAAUCCUCAUUGUCAACACCCACUUAUUAUUUCCUCAUGACUCUAGUUUCUGUAUAGUACGACUUCAUCAGGUGUACAAGAUCUUGCAAUCUGUGGAAUCAUAUCAGAAAGAAAACAACCUGAAUUCCUUGCCGAUCAUACUCUGCGGCGACUGGAAUGGAAGUAAACGUGGCCAUGUUUAUAAGUUCCUUAGGUCUCAGGGGUUUGUUUCUUCCUAUGAUACUGCUCAUCAGUACACUGAUGCAGAUGCCCAGAAGUGGGUUAGCCACAGGAAUCAUCGAGGAAAUAUCUGUGGUGUAGAUUUUAUAUGGCUCCUCAAUCCUAAUAGCUACAGAAAAUUACUAAAGACUAGUUGGAUUGAGACAGUGUUUGGCAUCUUCAAGUGUUUACUGAGGGAAGCUUUGCUGACAGAAAAUGGUGCUUUUGAAAAUGGUGCUUUUGCGAUUCUCAAGGCUGAUAAUGCUGAUGAUUUUAUCACCUACUUGGGUUUCUGUAAAGCACUUAAACAGUUCAAGUUGACAGGCCACAGCCAUGGGCUUAGUGCUGAAGAGACAAAGGACUUAUGGGUCCAAGUAGAUAUCGAUGGCGAUGGUGUUGUCAAUUUUGAAGAAUUUAAGCAACAAAUCUGGAACCCUUCUUGGUCUGAGCAAAGGACUGAAGAGAAAAGCAAGUUUCAAGAUGGAAAAGGGUGUCAGAAGCAAACAAUUGGUUUCAGUGUGAAAAAUGCAGUUCUGUUUCCACCUGAAGUGGAGAAAGGAAGGUGGCCUGAAAACUAUUCUCUCUCCGAUCAUGCUCGACUUACUGUGGUGUUCUCACCUAUAAAAAUGCCUUGCUCACAGUUAAUAUCCUGACACUGGUCUGGUGCAUCUGGCCCCUUGGAUUUAGGGUCCAAUGCAAGGAAUAAGAUAUGAUCUCGAGGGCCAGUGAGAUUGGAAAGAUCUUGGUCUAGCUCACUACUUGGAGUUGGCAUAUCAUUACAUUCUCCUAAUGCCAAGGUAUAAUUAUGACAGGAUCACGGUAUUCUUUGCCAUCCAUGAGCAUCUCAGACCCAUGCCUUUAGUGGACUAAGGGACCCAGUGAGAAGCUCAUUUCAGUUUUAUCAUUUCCCUCACCCAUUUUUCAGAUAACUUCACCAUCUUUAUCAGUCCUCGUGUGUUGUCACAUUUCUGCUCCAUGACUUCCUAUACCCACUUAUUUUUCGAGAGUAGUUAUUAUACUGGAUCUUGAAGCCUUCGGGGUUUUGCUCCCAUGGGUCUCGAUGCAAUUUUGGGAAAGCCAAUAGAAGCGGCGAAAUAAGGAAGGAGAGAGAGAUACAUGAAUAAUUCAGAGAAGUAGAUACCUGUACAUUCCACAGGUGAAACGUAGUCUGUACAUGAGAGAUUUAGGGAUUUUUUUCUUUUUUAUUUUUUCUAUGUUGCGAGAGAGUUUUGUUUUGUUCUGGCUGACUACUGCAGAUUGUAAUUGUACAGAAACAAGCGAUGAUAUGCUCAAUAUACAGAGGGUUUCUGGGGGGAUUAUUGAAUACAUGGAUUUGGAUGUAUGGAGCUACGCCUCUUUUCAUAGUAAAUUCAAUCGUUUGUGUC